GCGGGGUCCUGGCGGGAGGAAGAUUGCUCAAUUCACAGUGUAAAGAGGGAUACACAAUUCGACUGGAAUUUUAACAAUCUGGAUAUCCCAGGUGGCUUUGUGAGCCUCUAGGUGAAGGGUUAUUUUGCAACGAUGGCUCAGUCUUCACAUCGGGAUGACUUCUUUCAGACAGACACUUCUCUGGAGGAAAUCCGUCGCAAGGCUGAGAAAUCAGAAAAUUCGAAUGGAGACCCUAUCAAACUUCAAAGCAAACUACUAGCAAUUGUCGCUGAUCCCUCCAGCAACUCCUCUAUCUACGUUGCUGAGAGUGCAGGGCUUCUCAGAAAAGUGGUGCUUGAAACAGGUAAAACUACAGCACUUUAUCGGGGGCCGACUGCCCCAUUAACGAGUAUUUGCUUCUCCCCCGACGGCACAACUAUCUUUGCUGGGUGCUGGGAUAAGACGAUAUGGAGCUGGGACGUUGCUUCGCGAACGCUAAGACAGAGAUACAAGGGCCACGCCGACUUCGUAAAGACCGUCGUAUCCCAGAGGCUUGAUGGUGAGGAUUUACUCCUAUCCGGCGGCGCCGAUGGUGAAAUCAUAAUCUGGAGCAUCCGCACGGGUGAAAGAUUACAUGUCUUUAGAGAUUAUAGCCGUGGAGUGCUACACCUCGCCAUCGACCCUCUUGUUUCCGAUGAAGACCCGACCCGAAUUACUGUCUUCAGUUCAGGAAGUGAUCGUAGCAUUCGACAUUUCCCACUUUCCGCCCCAUUCAAGGAACAGUCCCUUUCAGAACCAAUCCUGGAACAUGAGACAAGCGUUUAUAAGCUUUUCUUCGAUGCAGAUGGCGACCUAUGGACAGCUUCGGCGGAUAAAACUGCCAAAUGCAUCUCUAGGGAGUCGAAAUGGAAAACAGAUAUGACGUUAGAACAUCCAGACUUUGUCAGGGAUGUUGUUGUGCAUGAACGGGGCGGCUGGGUGGUAACGGGAUGUCGGGAUGAGGAAGUGCGCGUGUGGAAUCGUGCGACUGGAAAAUUGCACCAUACAUACUCUGGCCAUUUUGAAGAAGUUAGUGGGCUCCUACUAGUUGGGUCAACUGUUGUUAGUAUCAGCAUUGAUGCCACGAUACGACAGUGGUCGCUUGACCCAACUCAGCUUGAAGCGGCCAAAGCAAAGGCUGAAAGUACAGCUCAGGAGGACGAAGAGGUGAAUGAUAUCCCUACAUCACUAUUAACGGAGGAAGAGGAGAGAGAACUUGCGGAAUUGAUGGGCCACGACUAGAUUUCGGUAAAUACUUGUGAAGAAAUAUGAAAGAUAUUCAUGAAUGGAAAGAUAAAAUCUAAUGUCUCCCUGUUGAAUCCCUGCGCCAGAUGCUUGUUAUGUGGACUACGCACUAAAUCCUCUUCUACAGCUAUGUUCUGAUCAGACACAGCAAUUCGUUGUAAAUGGUGGGUGGGGAAGCCUUCCAGUACAAGCCCGCAAGGGUAUCAUCAAACGGUCUUCAUCCAUGCUGCAUUGUGUAGAAAUGAAUAAAAUACAAAUACUCAUUCUGUUUAAUAUGGUAUCGUAUCCUGUGCAGUUCGGGCGCAACCCGAAGCUCUCCAGUGGGGUGAGAAUUUAUAUCACGUGCUAGGGUCCCCGGGUUGAUCGGCCCUUCUACCAGCAGUGCGCUGGUGGUGACUGAGCUCUUUUGCCCCAGUAGCCUACAGUUGGGCAGUUCCCGUCAUUGGAUUUCCUCAGCCCGAUGUUGCCGUUAUCUAAACUGAAGUACUCCGUACGAGUCCCUGCAAAAAGUUUUGUCUCCACACUAAGAAUUUAUACUGAAAUAUGCUUACUAGUGUAAUAAAUCUCCA
Blastomyces gilchristii SLH14081 is the source of this 1832-nucleotide messenger RNA. RefSeq names its product WD repeat-containing protein. Gene Ontology annotation, cellular component: nucleus; transcription repressor complex. Gene Ontology annotation, biological process: negative regulation of transcription by RNA polymerase II. The transcript has 4 exons. The record is from RefSeq and is a predicted model, not a curated record. The coding region runs from base 133 to 1260 and encodes 375 amino acids. NCBI's taxonomy places the organism in Eukaryota, Fungi, Ascomycota, Eurotiomycetes, Onygenales, Ajellomycetaceae. Gene Ontology annotation, molecular function: protein binding.